Mesorhabditis spiculigera is the source of this 204-nucleotide messenger RNA. The record is from the annotation of a GenBank genome assembly. NCBI's taxonomy places the organism in Eukaryota, Metazoa, Nematoda, Chromadorea, Rhabditida, Rhabditidae.
AUGGCCGACGACAAGGAAAAGAAGGACGAGAAGGAGGAAGGGAUCCAGAUCGGAGAAGCGACCGUCAAGACGGUCUUGAAUGUGAGCAGCUUUGUCAAAGAGCCGAAACCGCCGAACGUGUACGCGCCUUGCCCACCAAGCUCCUUCAGUCUGGACACGUCGAUGUCGACGUCGAUGUCGCCACUGCCCAAAAAGAAGCAGCAC